Messenger RNA from Labrus bergylta (ballan wrasse), 2601 nucleotides. It is a transcript of the gene ccz1, whose product is annotated as CCZ1 homolog, vacuolar protein trafficking and biogenesis associated. Lineage: Eukaryota; Metazoa; Chordata; Actinopteri; Labriformes; Labridae. The record is from RefSeq and is a predicted model, not a curated record. Gene Ontology annotation, biological process: vesicle-mediated transport. Gene Ontology annotation, cellular component: Mon1-Ccz1 complex; intracellular membrane-bounded organelle.
UUGUGACACCGCGCUGUCAAAAGCAGGAAGUUAAGAAUGUGAAGUAUAAUGCGGCAUCUCCUCAUAUCAUUGAUUUCAUUUCUUCAUUUUAAAUUAUCAUUUACGCUCUCUACAACCACAGGCUGCUGGACGAGUUGUGUUUCUGCUCUGUAAGGCACACGGCAUGCUAACCAAACUGCCUUUAAAGCGAAGUAAUCCAGAAACAAGUUCUACUAAUGCUGAUGAUUAGUCCCAGAAUGGCCUCAGGAAUGCAAGACAAACAGUUCACACCGUCUCUGCUCAAUUUUUUCAUUUAUAACCCUUCAUUUGGACCCCGGGAAGGAGAGGAAGAGAAGAAGAUUUUAUUUUACCACCCUAGUGAUGUAGAGAAGAACGAGAAGAUCCGAAAUGUUGGCCUUUGUGAAGCCAUUGUACAGUUCACCAGGACAUUCUGCCCAACAAAACCAGCGAAAUCUCUGCACACACAGAAGAACCGGCAGUUCUUCUUCGAGCCCGAGGACAGCUUCUGGAUAGUCAUGGUGGUUCGAAACCCGAUGAUUGAGAAACCAAACAAAGACGGCAAACCUCCGACAAUAGAAUAUCAGGAAGAGGAAAUACUUGACACAGUUUAUGGUGCGGUGGUUAGACAAUGCUACAGCAUGUACAAGCUCUUCAACGGCACAUUUGGCAGAGCGAUGGAAGUUGGCGGAGUUGAGCUGCUCAUUCAGAAACUUGAGAAGUUCUUCUACAGGUAUCUGCAGACUCUGCACUUGCAGUCCUGCGACUUGCUGGAUGUGUUUGGAGGAAUCAGCUUCUUCCCACUGGACAAGAUGACCUACCUGAAGAUCCAGUCCUUCGUCAACAGAGUGGAGGAGAGCCUCAGUUUGAUCAAAUACACAGCCUUUCUCUACAAUGACCAGCUCAUCUGGAGCGGACUGGAACAAGAUGACAUGAGGAUCCUGUACAAGUACCUGACCACUUCAUUGUUUCCCAGACACUCUGAACCAGAGUUGGCUGGCAGAGACUCUCCUCUAAGGCCAGAGGUCGCAGGGAAUCUGUUGCACUAUGGGAGGUUUUUAACAGGACCGACCAAUCUCAAAGAUCCAGAAGCCAAGUUCCGAUUUCCAAAAAUCUUCGUGAGCACAGAGGACGGCUACGAGGAGCUGCAUCUGAUUGUUUAUAAGGCAAUGAGUGCAGCAGCCUGUUUUAUGGUCGAUGCCUCUGUGGAGCUGACGAGGGACUUCUGUGAGCAGUUAGACGGCUUGGUGGGCCCUCAGCUUACUCUGCUGGCAUCUGACAUAUGUGAACAGUUCACCAUUAACCGCAGGAUAUCAGGGCCGGAAAAGGAGCCCCAGUUUAAGUUCAUCUACUUCAACCACAUGAACCUGGCGGAGAAGAGCACCAUCCACAUGAGGAAGACCGCCAGCGUCUGCCUCACCUCCGUCCAUCCCGACCUCAUGAAGAUCCUGGGAGACAUCAACUGCGACUUUGCCAGGGUGGAUGAAGAUGAAGAAAUCAUCGUUAAAGCUAUGACAGACUACUGGGUAGUCGGUAAGAAGUCAGACCAGAGAGAACUAUAUGUGAUCUUGAAUCAGAAAAACGCAAAUCUGAUUGAAGUUAACGAGGAGGUUAAGAGGCUUUGUGCGACGCAGUUCAACAACAUCUUCUUCUUGGACUGAUGCAACAGACACACAGACUGUUUCGGCACACUAAAAACUGUCAUUGUUGCAGGGUACAAUGACAGCAUCAGUGUAAUGCAAUAAUUGCAUUGUAAUAUAAGAAAAAAAAAGAAGCUUUCUCACCAAGUUUUUUUUAAUUUAACCUAUAAGAAUUGUAAUUUUCUCUUGUAAUUAAGUGUAAAUCCAGAUUUUUACUGUACAUGUACUUUAUUUUCUGUCAUUUUUCUUUGUACAUAUUUGUAGAAUUUUGUUUACUCUUGCAUUCGAUUUCUUUCAGCAGUUUGUUCAUGCAUUUUUUUUUAAUGAACACAUCAUGACAAUGUCUGAAGUUAAUUUAAACAACACGCACAGAACAGUAACUCCAGGUUCAUUGAUGAUCAGAGAUAGUUUUCAAAUAAGAUGUCAUCAUUUCAAAAGUAUUGUAGUUUAUUAAGGACUGCACUUACUUUAAAUAAAUUAAGAAGUAAUUUGACCAAGUGUAAGACAUGUCUUUUUUUUGUGUUAAAGAUCCACAUCGAGUAAAAGCUAAGGACAACCUGCAAAUAGUUUUAGAUGUAGUACUAGUACUAGCCAUUAUUUUCAUCUGACAUCUGACUCCUUUUCCCAAACAAAAUCAUGGCAUUCUAGUAGAUCAAGUUCUAGACAUACACUGUGUAAGAUUGUUACAAGGUGGGGAUUUGUUGUGAUCAUUCUGCUGCUAAAGUAGGAAAAGAUUCAAAGAUGUAAUUUGAGGGCUAACUUAGAUAUUCUAGUUUAAUGUUUGAAGUUUUGAAAUGAUAGAUGAUUUUUAACAUAUUCAGUAACAGAGAAAAAUACUGUAAAGAACUAUGAAAUAUAUAUAUAAUUGGCAUCCAAACAUUUUAUCCAAUUUGUCAAUAUGCCCUCUUGCUUUGCCAGGACUGUAAAUCACAGAUUGUACAACAAAUAAAACUGAUAAAAUCAA